CAGUGGUCAAGAGUUACUAUGUUUAUCAGAAAAUGGAGAAGAUUUUUUUGGACUGUCACAUCCAACAGUCAUGAGUCUUAUCCAAAACAGUGCCUUUGCUGCUAAAGGUCCUUCGUACCAGUGGCCAAGCAGUAAAUUCACAGUUCACCAUUCAGUAGUUCGAGAGUUGGACCCUACCUUAACAUUUGGUGCUCUACAGCAACUGUUUAUGAAUCAGUACAGUACAGAGGUUGGAAAUGCACCCUUGACUCAAGCAGUUCCAUUGGCAUCCAUGGAUAUUAACGUAACAUCAGCUAUUCCAGCAGCAAGUCCUAGUUUACAAGCACUGUUGUUAGGUGGAAGUCACAAGUCUAAUAUCUCAAUAACUCCUACCAAAGAAAAGUGAAACUUUUAUGUAGAAUUAAUUACAGAUAUGUAGUUAUUUUUGUGUGCAAAUAUUUAGUAUUUAUUUUUCAGAACAGGUUUGAAGAGAGAUGUAAUUUAAAGCAGCCAAGUUUCAAGCAAUAUUAAAAUACAUGUAUUUAAGUGAUGAAUUUAGUGUAACUUGAAAACAUAAUAGUUGAUAUGGGAAUACGAAGGGUGUGUUGUGUAUCAGGUUAAAAUUUUAAGAAGAAUACAGAGUAAAAUGAACACUAUGACUUUCUUCAUAAUUUUGUGAUAUACAAACAUGUGAACUUGACUGUAGCAAUCUUGAUUGUCUGUACUUAGAUUUUGGUAAGAAGUUAGAAUAAUGGUAUUCUGAAGGAUGGAAUUAUUUCUAGAAGAUACAUAUAACGUAUUGAAUAACAAGUCCAAAGAAACUUUAUUAUGCUAAGCCAGACUUGCUGCUUGAAGCUAUUGUGAAGUAUAUUUUGCUUUUGAUCCAUUUUUAAAAUAAUGCAUGAUUGAAAGCUUUUCUAGUUUUUAAAACUUACCGUCAUUUAUUGAAUGUUUUCUUUUGUUUCUUAAACUUCAAAUUCAAACUCUUUCUAUUUGUUAUUUUUAAAUGGUAGUCUGCACUUGCAUACACAAAAAUUUGUAAUCAGAAAUAGCAAAAAUUAUAAAUUACAAAAAAUAUAUAUAUGUUUAUUGGAAAUAUUGAACUGUUUUUUGUUUAAUUAAAAGUACUAUUUUAUUGAUAAUAAAACUCCUUCUAGUUGAAUAACUUUCUCUUCAUUCCAUUCUCAUAUUUAAUUUGUGAUCUUUUACCUGUAAUUGGAUUAUAUAAGUCUUUCUUACCACUUGUAGAAAUAUUUCAAGUAAUUGACCAAGAACAUUUUAAUACAAUUAUUUUAUUGUAAAUCUGUUCUUAAAAUAAGUUAAUGUAAAUGGUUUUCUUUCUCAGUAACUUUCUUGAAUACUUCAUGAUUAUAUUUGUAUUAUGCAUGUUUUAAAAAGAGAAUAAUAAUAAAUUUUCUAUACAAUUAGUGCCAUUUAUUAUUUUUAUAAGUUGCAUAUAUAGAUGGAGACCAACCAUGCAAGUUUCAGUUUUUCAAUAGAUGGCACCACAUUUUGAAAAUUACUAUUUUCUGUGAUUUACAUUUGAUAUAUAUAUAUGGACAGAUACAAUUUUACAAACAGAGCUUAAAUAAAAAUCCUUUUACUAGUAA
This is a messenger RNA of Limulus polyphemus (Atlantic horseshoe crab), 1589 nucleotides long. RefSeq lists its product as uncharacterized. NCBI's taxonomy places the organism in Eukaryota, Metazoa, Arthropoda, Merostomata, Xiphosura, Limulidae. The record is from RefSeq and is a predicted model, not a curated record. Bases 71 to 385 code for a protein of 104 amino acids. The transcript is spliced from 2 exons.